AUGAGCUGUGGCACUAAAUCUUCAUCGAGCGCCAUUAGAAUUAGCAGUGGAGGUGGUGGUGGUGGUGGUGGAGGAUGUGGUGGCGGAGGUGGUGGAGGAGGCAGCAGCUGUGGAGGGCGCAGGUCUGGCGGAUACUCCUCCAUGUCCUCUAGGAGAUACACCUCUUCUGGAGGAGGUGGAGGUUUUUCGGGGAGAAGCUUUGGUGGAGGCAUUUCCAGGAGCAGCUAUGGCGGGGGCUUCAGCAGCGGCAGCUGUGGCAGGAUUAGCCGCAGUAGCUAUGGUGGGAGAAUGAGCGGUGGUAGCUACGGAGGAGGAAUGGGCUGUGGCAGUAUGGGAGGAGGAUUUGGAUCAGGAGGGGGUGGCUACGGGGGAAUGGGAGGUGGUUAUGGAGCUGGCCUCGGUGGAGGUAGCUUUGGCGGCGGUGGAUACAGUGGAGGUGGAUUUAGCGGCUUCACAGGUAGUGGUGGCUUUGGUGGUGGCAGCUUUGGUGGAAUGGGAUUUGGUGAAGAUGGUGGCUUGCUCUCCACAAAUGAGAAGUUGACCAUGCAGAACCUUAACGAUCGCCUGGCUUCUUACUUGGAUAAAGUGCGACACUUGGAGGAAGAAAAUGCUCAACUGGAACAUAUGAUCAGGGAAUGGUACAAAAACCAAGGUCCCAGCGGUACCAGGGACUACAGCCAAUACUACAGAACCAUUGAAGAGCUGCAGAACCAGAUUGUGGGGGCAAACGUGGACCUGAACAAGACCCUUCUCGACAUCGACAACACCAGGAUGACCGUGGAUGACUUCAGGCUGAAGUACGAAACUGAAUACACUCUCCACCAGAGCGUGGCAAGUGACAUCAAUGGACUACGUCCACUUUUGGACCAGCUGACUCUGGCCAGAUCUGACUUGGAGACACAGUUUGAAUCCCUGAAAGAGGAACUGAUCUAUCUUAAGAAGAACCAUGAAGACGAAAUGAGAGGACUGCAAACACAAUCCAGUGGCGAUGUCAGCGUGGAGGUGAACGCUACCCCUGGUAUUAACUUGAUGGAAAAAUUAAAUGAAAUGCGUUGUGAAUACGAACGGCUUAUUGACAACAACCGGAGAGAGGUGGAAAGCUGGUAUGAAACCAAGAUGGAGGAAGUUAAUCAACAAGUCCACUCAAGUGGCCAGGAGAUACAAUCAAGCAACCAACAGAUCUCUGAGCUGAGACGGGAAUAUCAAAGCCUGGAAAUCGAGCUGCAGUCGCAAAUCAGCAUGAUCGACUCUUUGCAGUCCAACCUGGAGGACACAGAGCGUCGCUAUAACCUGCAGCUGCAGCAGAUCCAGGCCAUGAUCGGGCCCCUGGAGGAGGAGCUGGCCAGCAUCCGCUGUGAGAUGGAGAGCCAGAACCAGGAGUACAAGAUGCUGCUGGGCAUCAAGACCCGCCUGGAGCAGGAGAUCGCUCAGUACCGGGCACUGCUGGAGGAGGGACAGCACGACAUCGUAGUCCCAUCAGGAGGCAUGGGAGGAGGCAUGGGAGGUGGUAGAAUGGGAGGGGGUGGCUAUUCUUCUGGAGGAGGAAGAGGAGGAGGAGGUGGUGGAAUGAGUGGUGGAUAUGGUGGUGGCAUUUCCUCUGGCAGCAUGGGAGGAGGAAUGGGAGGAGGAAGUGGAGGAAUGGGAGGAGGAAGUGGCGGAGGAGUAAUAGGAGGGGGAAGCGGAGGUGGAUGCAUGGGAGGAGGAGGAGGAGGAGGAGGAAGGAUGUCAGGAGGUGUCAGCAGUUCCCACUCCUACUCUUCAUCUUCCCAGUCCCAGUCCUGCAGGAGCGGUGGUGAAAGCCAAGGGUACGGAAGAAAAUCUUUUGACUAA
This is a messenger RNA of Mesitornis unicolor (brown roatelo), 1830 nucleotides long. Its product is annotated as keratin, type I cytoskeletal 14-like. The transcript is spliced from 8 exons. Gene Ontology annotation, molecular function: structural molecule activity. Gene Ontology annotation, cellular component: keratin filament. Lineage: Eukaryota; Metazoa; Chordata; Aves; Mesitornithiformes; Mesitornithidae. The coding region runs from base 1 to 1830 and encodes 609 amino acids. The record is from RefSeq and is a predicted model, not a curated record.